Messenger RNA from Ictidomys tridecemlineatus (thirteen-lined ground squirrel), 6212 nucleotides. NCBI's taxonomy places the organism in Eukaryota, Metazoa, Chordata, Mammalia, Rodentia, Sciuridae. The record is from RefSeq and is a predicted model, not a curated record.
CAGGACUCACGCCUUUUCUUCCUCCCUAGCCUGUGGACCUCUGGGGGCUGAGCAGCGGCUGCUGGCGUGGGAGGCCAGCAGUGCCGGCUGAGGAGCACCAUGGCCAGUGUCCUGCAGGUCCCCCUGGCUGCACUCCUCCUGCUGCCUGUGGCCACCGCCAUGCACUCCGACUGCAUCUUCAAGAAGGAGCAGGCCCUGUGCCUGGAGAAGAUCCAGAGGGCCAAUGACCUGCUGGGCUUCAACGAUUCCUCCCCAGGCUGCCCUGGCAUGUGGGACAAUAUAACCUGCUGGAAGCCAGCCCAUGUAGGGGAGAUGGUCCUCGUUAGCUGCCCCGAAGUCUUCCGGAUCUUCAACCCCGACCAAGUCUGGGAGACGGAAACCAUCGGAGAGUUUGAUUUUGCUGGCAGUAACUCCUUGGGUCUCUCAGACAUGGGUGUGGUGAGCCGGAACUGCACGGAGUAUGGCUGGUCGGAGCCCUUCCCUCAUUAUUUCGAUGCUUGUGGCUUUGACGACUAUGACACUGAGACUGGGGACCAGGAUUAUUACUACCUGUCGGUGAAGGCCCUCUACACUGUUGGCUACAGCACCUCCCUCGUCACGCUCACCACUGCCAUGGUCAUCCUGUGUCGCUUCCGGAAGCUGCACUGCACCCGAAACUUCAUCCACAUGAACCUGUUUGUGUCCUUCAUGCUGAGGGCGAUUUCUGUCUUCAUCAAAGACUGGAUCCUCUAUGCCGAGCAGGACAGCAACCACUGCUUCAUCUCCACCGUGGCAUGCAAGGCUGUCAUGGUUUUCUUCCACUACUGUGUGGUGUCCAACUACUUCUGGCUGUUCAUCGAGGGCCUGUACCUCUUCACGCUGCUGGUGGAGACCUUCUUCCCCGAGAGGAGAUACUUCUACUGGUACACCAUCAUUGGCUGGGGUAGGUCCCUGGCCGGGCCUGGACGCACUAGGGCCUCCCAGUCGCGUGUGACCUUGGUACUGCCCCAGGCAGACGCUGACUGCUCAUUCUUGGACCCUGCCUUUCUCUUCCUGCCUGUGGGAAACUCCCUGUUUGAGGGACUGGGGAAGGUACCUGUGGGGAAGAGGAGCCUGUAUAGGGGGCAGGAGUGCACAAAGUCUUUGCCCAGAGUCAUGUCUGUCUGCCUUUUCUUUGGCCCUCAGGUUAACUUUGUGCUCUUCAUCGGCAUCAUCGUAAUCCUUGUGCAGAAGCUGCAAUCUCCAGACAUGGGAGGCAACGAGUCCAGCAUCUACUUCAGCUGCGUGCAGAAAUGCUACUGCAAGCCACAGCGGGCUCAGCAGCACUCUUGCAAGAUGUCAGAACUGUCCACCAUUACUCUACGGCUGGCCCGGUCCACCCUGCUGCUCAUCCCGCUGUUUGGAAUCCACUACACUGUAUUCGCCUUCUCCCCAGAGAACGUCAGCAAGAGGGAAAGACUCGUGUUUGAGCUGGGGCUGGGCUCCUUCCAGGGCUUUGUGGUGGCCGUUCUCUACUGUUUUCUGAAUGGGGAGGUGCAGGCAGAGAUCAAGAGGAAAUGGCGGAGCUGGAAGGUGAACCGUUACUUCACCAUGGACUUCAAGCACAGGCACCCAUCCCUGGCCAGCAGUGGGGUGAACGGGGGCACCCAGCUCUCCAUCCUGAGCAAGAGCAGCUCCCAGCUCCGCAUGUCCAGCCUUCCGGCCGACAACCUGGCCACCUGAGUCCCCCUCCCCUCUUCCUUUCCUCCUACACAGGCUGGGGCUGUGGGCAGGGGCUGUGCACGUUCGCGCCUCUUCCCUCCCUUUGGGCAGGCCCUGGGCUGGCAGCUUGGCUCCUCCCCAAGUGGGGAGAAGGUGGCGGGGCGCAGAUUGUUAUUGCCCCUCCUGUUUGGGUACUGGUACUGCUCACCAUGGUCCCUUGGUCCCUGAUUGGACAUGUAAAUACUCCUUGAAUUUGGAAAGUUGUCCCAUCUCUUCCCUUCCACCCAUGUCCCCGCUCACUUCAGCCAGCCCAGUUCCAUUGCACUGCGUCUUGGCCAGCCUCAGUGAUGGCCUAAGCCCAGGCACGAGGCCUCGUGAGCUGAGGCUGAAGAGACCCUGCUCUGGAGUGUCUGGUCUGAUGUCCGCCUCAACAACCCCCUCAGUUUUGACUUCAUAUAUGGGACCUUUUCUUGUCUGAGCCUAGUCCCUGAGGCUAGCCAGAGGUCCAGCUGGGGUGGCCGGAUCCUUCAAUGCAGGCCAGCCCCAAGGCUCCCUCAUGCUCACCUGGCAUCUUGGUGUCCAGGUCCCCAACCUCUGGGUAUCAGGGUUGUGGGAAAACUCCACACUCUUUCAAUCAGAGACUUCAGUUGGGGGUGGGGUUUGAGGGUCAGGAAAAGUUCUGGUGCUUUUCAUUUGAUCCAAGAAGAGCUGAGAGCCAGAAAUGUGAGUAUGAUUGAAAAGGAGAUAGAAUGGUUUGGAAGACCCAUUCAAGAAGACUUCCUCCAUCUCCAUUGUUGAACCCCGACAUGAGACAGGCAGGGUUCAUCUGGUAGCUCCCCUUCUGCCCUUCCUGUCCCCAGUAGAUGCCCCAGAGUCCCUAAGCCCCCCUCCCUCCUUCCCCUUAAGUCAAAGCCAUGACUAGGUUGAACCAGCCGACUUCCUGUGAUGUCAGCCAAUCCUGGAGCACCUCACACCUCCAAUGUGCCCAAGUCCUGGGCCCAGGGCUCCCCCAGGCCCUGCCUCCAUGGGUGACAAAGAGCCCCAGUCACCAGGUCCUCCGACCUGGACUCAACUACUGAACUCUAUCUGAGACCUCUGUACUACAUCCCCCUGUGUGCCCUUGACAUUGAAUCACUGUGGGCUGCUAGGGAGCUUGAGGGGACACCAUGCCUACACACCCAUUAGCAGAAGCUAUUGGUGGGAGGAGCUGAUGCCCCCCUGCCUCCCCCCCCCCAACCCAGUGCUCAUUCUGGCUUCCCAGCUGCAAAUGGCACAGCCACCACCUACGAAUUUCAAAUAGGGCAGAACCAGGUUCAGGGAAGGUUGAGAAAAGUGCUAGAGUGCCAUGGCCCCGGGGCCCAGUUCAUUCCACCUCAGCUCUUGGUCUUGUUCCUGUCUCUGCGUUUGUGGACUUGCUUCCUGCCCAUGUUCUGAAAUGCUUGGGGGUUGGGGUGGGUGUGGGUGUUGCUUUGUCUUGGUUUCACAAAGAGGAAGGAACCCUGGGGGGCUUGGCAGUGCUUCUGGAGACCCUUUCAGAGGGACUGGAGAAGGCUAUAGUUGCUCUAAUUUGGAGAUGAGUCUUGCGUCCUCCACAGGGAAGUCAGUCCCUGGGUCUUUGUCAACCACCCGGAAAGGAACUCUGCCCUUUCCUCAGCAUGUUAAAUGACUUGGACUUGCCGUGGGGUGUGCAGUGGUCCCUUCUACCCUGAGCCAGACCUCCGGAUCCCCUCACCCUGCUUGGGGAGGCAGGUGCAUUGCCCAAGAAGUGUCUACUGAUCACCUUGCACUUGGGUCACUGCUGGAGUCCCUGAGUUGCCUGGAAGAAGCCCCGGCCUGGGAUUCAGAGACCAGGAUUCUGCCCCAGCUGGGUUCUCACGGCUGUGACUAUGGACGCAAUCCUCCCUAUUCUGGGCCUCAGUUUCUCCAUUCAUGAAAUGAGGUGGCAUCUAAUGUUUCUCUGGGCCCUGUACUGUUCAGUUUUCCAGUUCAAAACGAAGGCAGGUAAAAGGGCAUGCAUGCAUGAUGUGUGUAUCAUCUGAGGUUUUAAGGAGGGGGGGGUCUGUAGGUGAGGGAAGAAUGCUGUUUAUUUUCUCUUCGAAACCCAGCUCCUUUCCCUUCCUUUUGGACACCAUGAUGGAAGCCAGUAGAACGGAAGGGAGGCUCAGGUCACGGACAUUUGAACAGGUGCCUUGGGUGUGAUGUGCAGACCAGCGCUCCACUUGGCUUGGGCAGGGUGCUGUGACUAGGUGGCAAACAGAUCCAAGGAGCAGUUAUAUGGACCUCAUUCAUUUGUCACCACCCUCACCAGCAGCGCUAUGUCACUGUGGAAGAAGAAACUGACUUUAUAGCUACAUCAUUGCGAAACAGCGAAAACAAGUCACCCCGCGUCCCGUGUUCUGCACUACUGCUGAGCCCUGGGCCUCUGUCCUCCUAGAGGUUCUAGGUCCUCUCGGUUUGUUUUCUGUUUGAAUAGAUUUUUGCCAGUCUUGUGAGAAGAUGUACCUGCUGUGUUCUGAAUGUUCCAGAAGUUUCUGUUUUAGGGUCAUGGGGAGUGGGAGGGUGGCAUGAGGCCUGGGACCAGAUCUUCUGUUUUCAAAUCUAUAGCAUGGGCAAUAAGACUAGAUGAUUCUUACGUAGCCUGACACAUCCUGGAAUUCUCUCUAAAUACCAGCCAUCUCCUUGGAAGGGGCCCCAAGUAAGGAUUGUGUCAUUGCCUGGACUCCCAAAAGAUAAGGAAUCCUGCUGUGUGAAGAGGGGUGGGGACACUUGGGAAAUGUUCACCUGGAGAAGAACAGACUUGUUGUGCUCCAUGCCUGCGGGGGUUCAUUCCUGGGAAGGGUUUUUUUUUGUUCUAUGCAAUUCUAAACCUCACCCAUGGGUGGCCAGAUUCUUCUCGGGAUAGGGAAAUCUCACCCCUGACAUGACUGUCCAGGUGUGGGACAGGCAGGCAGUGUCAGGAGAGGCACAAAUUAGGGAAGCUGAGGCUGCCGUGGAGCCAGUGAAGAGCCAGAGAGUGGAAUUUAGGGGUUCCGCAGCCUUGUCACAGUCCCCAGCACUGUGAGCCUCAGGACCUCCAUCAUACUUGGGGCCAAAAUACAUUCUCUGUUUCAGUAGGCAGCCCUGUGACCAUCUGUGGCAUGUCUGUCUUUCUCUAACCCCAUCUUCUGUGAGCUGGGUCCUUGGGAAAUAAGACUGGGGAGCCACAGCCUGGCCUGAGGCUGGAAAUAGACCUGCAUCUGUUAUAUGCCAAGGCCUCUGCUCCUUGAUCAGUCCCUCUCUUUUCCUGGAAGAGACUCUCUCUUUAAUUCUUUGAGUACCCUUAUCCCUUUCAGGGCCACUCCAGAGUGAAAGUAGUGAGCAUUGUGUCAUAUGAAUCACUUGAGUCCAGGCAGCAUGGAAACCAGCUGGAAGAGCCCCAAGCAGGGAGCAGGGACCUGGGCUUCUCCCUGCUUUGCCACUGACCUGCUGUUUAACCUUGUCUCAUUCCCUUGUGGCUUUGGGGAGACACAAAAGACUAGAGCCAGGAGAAACUUGGAGAUUGACAGAUCGGCUGUCACCUUCAGACCGAUGAGGAAACAGGUGGGCCAGGCAUAAAUCUGAAUGAGGAAAUGGCCCCACCAGUACGUACACAUCCCUGCGCAUGAGCCAGAACAUGGUGCCCAAAGCAUCUACAUCUAAUAAACACUUGGCUUUGUGUAGCAGAGGGGCUCUGGCUACUGAAAGCUGUUUAGGACUCCAGAAUGCAGGAGAAGCAGUGGAGUCGACCUGCUGGGCUUCGCCUCCUGCUCUGUGAGACCAUCUCCAGGCCUCUGCCCUCAUCUGAGAAAUGGACGGUUGUGAUUGGAUCAUCUGCACAGGCCAGGGAUGAGGUUGAAGUGAGAGACCCUCUGCAUGUGAAUGAAUUUUGGAAAUGACACAAAUUUGGUCUCAUUACUGGGGUGAAGUCCCCUGAAAGGGGCUCUUUGCUGUCUGUUUACUGCAUUGAGUGCUCCUGGGUUGACUUUUACCCCAUUUGUAAAACCACCAGCACUGGGGAUGAGGAGGAAGCCAGAGGGCUCUGGCAGACACAGAGUCUUAGCUUUAUCUUCAACUAAUUCUGUUUGCACUUGGGAUUAGGAUGGGGAGAGGACCACGUGGGUGUUUUGAGCUUUUCGAUGCUACCCCUCCUGGGAAUCCCCUUCAAGGAUGUGGGAAAGUUCUCCAAUGGGCCAUAUGCCCAUCCCUUCUCCUUCCCCUGAACUCCAGGUCUGGGAAUGUGUCUGCAAUCAGCCACGUGUGUCUUGUCUGAUGUCUGUGUUCUGUCGCUUUGCACCUGCCAGGGUUGGAGUGGUGCAGUCCCUGGCAUCCCAGAUGCAAUCCAGGCUCCCUUGUGGGAACUGGAUCAGCCUGGGUUUCAUCUCCCAUGAUAUAGAUGAGCCCCAUGGACCUUAUUGCUACUGCUGCUGCCAUUAAUGCUGUGCUCACAACCUUGUCCGGGAAUUUAAGGAUGUCAAACUGCUGUAGAUGACUCAAUAAAUGUCUUUAUCAUUUUU